This is a messenger RNA of Caenorhabditis elegans, 1652 nucleotides long. It is a transcript of the gene bcmo-2, whose product is annotated as Beta,beta-carotene 9',10'-oxygenase. Bases 6 to 1598 code for a protein of 530 amino acids. The transcript is spliced from 6 exons. Gene Ontology annotation, biological process: isoprenoid metabolic process. The record is from RefSeq and is marked reviewed. Gene Ontology annotation, molecular function: oxidoreductase activity, acting on single donors with incorporation of molecular oxygen, incorporation of two atoms of oxygen. NCBI's taxonomy places the organism in Eukaryota, Metazoa, Nematoda, Chromadorea, Rhabditida, Rhabditidae.
ACAGCAUGGAAAAGGAAGGAUUCGCUCGGCUUUUCCACAAUUUCGAUAAUGUGAUCGAGCCUAAGUUAUGCUCAACGUCUGGCUCGGUUCCAAGUUACCUCAAAGGAACAAUGCUUCGAAAUGGACCUGGAAUGUUUGAGAUUGGGGAUACUAAGUAUCAGCAUUGGUUUGAUGGUAUGGGAUUCAUUCAGAGAUAUCAUUUUGAGGAUGGGAAGAUGUACUACUCGGCUCGCUAUCUUGAAUCGGAAAACUAUAAAAAAAACAUGGAGGCGCAGAGAAUUGUGACUGGAAGUUUCGGAACCGCAUCCUUCCCGGAUCCGUGUAAAUCGAUUUUCUCAAGAUUUUUCUCAAGUUUUGUGCAAAGCGAGGGUAUUCAUGAUAACGCCAACGUGGCAUUCGCCCCAGUCGGAGAUGGUUUGUACGCGUGUACAGAGACCCCGAAUAUGCAUAGAGUUGAUCUCGAUUCGCUGGAUACUUUGGAACCGGUUGACUUCUCCAAAUACGUGGCACUUCACACGUGCACCGCUCAUCAACUGUUCGAUGAGAACGGCGACGUCUACAACAUUGGCUCCAGAUUCGGACCGGAUGCAGCCCAUGUCUUCACUGUCACUAAAAACCCCAAAAACCUACAAUCAGACAGCGAUCGCUCCUGGGAGCACACCACGAAAAUUGGCGAGAUCCGAUGCUCCGAGACCUUCUACCCAACGUAUAUGCAUAGCUUUGGAAUGUCGGAAAAUUAUUUGAUAAUGUUCGAGUCACCGAUUCGAAUUGAUAUCAAAAAGUUUAUUAUGAAAAGGUUCAUCACCACGACAUUUCGGGAUUGCAUGAAAUGGCAUGCCGAUAAAGAUGUGAAAAUUUUCAUUUUAAAUAAGAAGACCGGGGAGCAAGUACCUCUGAAGCUGAAAAUGGCUCCAUUCUUCACAUUCCAUCAUGCCAACACGUUUGAAAGAGAUGGAUGUCUGGUAGUGGAUUACUGUAGAAUUGAGCAAGCCGGGAAUUUUGACGCUUUGUUGAUUGAGAACAUGAAGACGGGAAAUUUCCAAAACGAUGCUCUCUUCCUGCCGUACCUCACCAGGGUCAUUAUUCCUCUGUCAAUUCCAGACGGUGCCCAGCCGGGUGAUGAUCUGCUGAAGCCGUUGGGCUGGGCUAAGGGAUGCUCUGCAAUCUUCCAGGAUGAUGGGAAGAUUCGACUGAAGGAGAAGCGAGUUUGUGAUAUUUCUAUGGAAUUCCCUCGUUAUCACUGGGAAAAGAUCAACAUGAAGCCGUACAACUACGUGUAUGGCUCAAGUGUACUUGGAGCACAAAAGUCUGAAACUCUUCCCGGAAUCGUGAAAGCCGAUUUAGAGAACGGAGAUCACAAAGUGUGGCGUCGCGAAAAUGAUAAACAAAUCUGCGGAGAGCCCAUUUUUGUGCCCAAUCCCGAAGGGGUUCGGGAAGAUGACGGAAUUCUCAUCGUCCCAGUGAUGACGAUAAGCGAUGGCCAACGUCCGUUCGUCCUAAUUCUUGAAGCUAAAAAUCUGACUGAGAUCGCAAGAUACACAAUUCCAGAAGCAAGAAUUCCACUUGGAUUCCACGCAUUUUAUCAAGGAAGAACAUAAAUUGAAUUUUCUUGAAAUAAUUGAGCAUUUUAAAUUAAUGAACGGUUUAUUAAA